Messenger RNA from Phytophthora sojae, 357 nucleotides. RefSeq lists its product as hypothetical. The record is from RefSeq and is a predicted model, not a curated record. Lineage: Eukaryota; Oomycota; Peronosporomycetes; Peronosporales; Peronosporaceae. The transcript has a single exon. The annotation marks the transcript as partial.
CAUCUGUCCAGGGAAGACCAAAGGGUCGUGACAGAGAAAACUUUAUAUGUGGUGGACCCGUUGCCCGCGAACACCACAUCCAUGUGCCAGUCUCUCUACGUAAAUAUAACGGUCUUUCUGAAAUCAGCCCGGCUCAGUACAGCAAAAGAAUCUACCACGUCACUUUGUUAUAUUUAUUUUGCUGUACAGUAUUAUUACAUACAUUAUCGACCUUUCUCUAAGCAUUAUACCUUAAUUUUGACCAAUCAGCUUGACUGGAGUAUUUGUAGCUUUCUGUUUAUUAAGGAGUGGUCAGUGCUGACGUAUUUUUCCGUGGUCAUCUGUACAUUUGUCGUAAAUUCUAUUAGUAUCCGAUAA